Messenger RNA from Diachasmimorpha longicaudata, 3477 nucleotides. RefSeq names its product ATP-dependent DNA/RNA helicase DHX36. Gene Ontology annotation, molecular function: G-quadruplex DNA binding; RNA helicase activity; DNA helicase activity. NCBI's taxonomy places the organism in Eukaryota, Metazoa, Arthropoda, Insecta, Hymenoptera, Braconidae. The record is from RefSeq and is a predicted model, not a curated record. Bases 135 to 3059 code for a protein of 974 amino acids. The transcript has 2 exons. Gene Ontology annotation, cellular component: intracellular anatomical structure; cytoplasm.
UCCUACCCUUGCCGACCGAACAAAUGGAUUGUAUGUCAGUCUUUGUGUCACAGGACGCAAUAAAAUUUUAUAUGAAAACAAAUUAAGCGUUUGAACAGUUUAUUGAAUUGUGUGAUUGAUGAAGGACGAUUAAGAUGUCGAGAUUUGUGCGCACUGGUGAUCGAGGGGAUAGACGCUUCCGUUUUGGGGAGGCAGAAGACUCAGUGCCCAGCAGCUCCCAUCAUGGAUAUCAAAAUGAUGCCGGUCAUUCUCGUGGUAGGGGUCGAGGUGGACGUCGGGGCCGAGGUCGAGGUGGUCACCCAGCCGGGCUAACAGGCAAGGAAAUAGGUCUUUACUACCGCGAAAAAUCCCUUCAAAAGGAACAAAAAGCGCACUACUUCUCCCUCGAGCCAAUGGUCGAAGGAACCGUGAAGGCUCUUUUAACUCGGUUGAAAACCCCAUACGUCCAAGAAUCCGAUUCGCCGGACGAUGAGUACGAUUAUUUCAACGAUAAAUACAACCACAUCAAAGACUCCCAGUUCAAGCGAAAAUUUCUCGACAUUGUAUCUGGGAGUAUUCAACAGAAUUUAUCUCGUGCGUUAUUAAUGAGUUCGAAACUGAGGAAAAACGCAGAAAUCGACACACAAUUAGUAAAUGAUUUCAUGGUGGAUUGUGAUCGCGCUAAUUAUAAACAAAUGAGUGCCUCUCGUUCGAAAUUACCCGUCUACGAAAUGAAGGAAGAAAUUCUAGAUCUGGUCCAGAACAAUCAAAUUGUUGUGAUCAGCGGUGAAACGGGCUGCGGUAAAACAACACAAGUAGUUCAAUAUAUUUUAGAUCGUGAGAUAGUUCGAGGUCGUGGAACGACAACGAAAAUUGUCUGUACCCAACCGCGAAGGAUAUCAGCGAUUUCGGUAGCUGAGAGAGUCGCUGCAGAACGCGCCGAACCACUAAGUAAAUCCGUUGGUUAUCAAAUUCGAUUGGAGAAGGUCAUGUGCAGAGAUUACGCUAGUAUACUCUUCUGCACAACUGGUCUCCUUCUCCAAUACAUGCAGAGUGAUCCAGCAUUGAGGGAUUUUUCCCACAUAAUCCUCGACGAAAUACACGAGCGAAACACAGAGAGUGACUUCAUAAUCACUCUGUUGAAACAAGUCAUCCCCAAGAGGCCGGACCUCAAGGUUAUCCUGAUGAGCGCUACUCUGAAUGCUGACUCAUUCGCCCAUUACUACGACAACUGUCCCAUCUUACAUAUCCCAGGGGUGACCUAUCCCGUCAAGGAAUUUUACCUCGAGGACGUCCUCGAAUUCACGAGAUUUAAAUUUCCACCGGCCCAGAAGCUGCCUGAGAACUACAAGAGGCAUUUGAAAAAGUUCAAGGACAUGCAGGAAAAGGUGAAUAGUUUUGAGGCUUUCAUUGAGCCAGCUGUGAGGGAGAUGGAGGCCCAGGGGACAUAUCGCCCUUACGUGACUAAUGAAUUGAGAAAUCCCAACAGCGAAGUGUUGUCUUUGGACUUGAUUCGGGAACUUUUAUUAUGGAUUACGGCUACAAGAGAAAUCGGGGCCAUUCUCGUAUUUCUACCGGGAAUAAUGGACAUAUCGAAGCUUCACCAAAGUCUCCUGGAGUGCGGUAAAUUUCCCUCUCGCUCGUUUCGCAUUUAUCCCCUUCAUUCGCGACUUCCAACAGUUGAUCAGAAACAGAUUUUCAUACCAUCCUGUACCUAUAGAAAAAUUAUCCUAGCGACGUCUAUCGCUGAGACGUCUAUCACAAUUGAGGAUAUUGUGUAUGUCAUCGAUUGUGGGCGUACGAAAUUAACCAGAUUCGAUAUUACCAAAAACUUGGGGACGCUGGAGCCUGAGUGGAUCUCUCUAGCGAAUGCCAAGCAGAGGAAGGGAAGGGUUGGGAGGGUUCGGCAGGGGGAGGUCUUCAAGUUGUAUACGAAAGCAAGGGAGAUGACUUUCGAUCAAUACCCGACCCCAGAAAUUUUAAGAACACCCCUGGAGCAAGUGAUACUGCAAGCGAAGAUAUUGCAGUUGGGAAGUGUUGAGGUUUUUCUUGGAAGUCUCAUGGAUCCACCAGAGGAACGGGCGAUUCAUCUCGCUUUGGAGCACUUGAGAACCCUUAAUGCUCUCGAUAGUAAUGAGCGUUUGACGCCACUAGGUUAUCAUCUCGCAAAGCUUCCACUUGACCCCAGAACAGGAAAGAUGAUACUGUGGGCAUCAAUAUUCUCCUGUGUUGAGCCUGUCUUUGCCAUUGCUGCUAGUCUAACUUUUAAGGAUGCAUUCUACUGCCCUCUUGGAAGGGAGGAAGAGGCAAAUCGGGCCAAAUUGGAUCUGGGAAUGGGACAUUACAGCGAUCACAUCGCACUUGCUGAAGCUAUAAGGCUGUACGAGAGGGCUUUGCGAUCGGGUAAUGCUGGCAGGUUUUGCUCGGAAAACUUCUUGUCGUCAAAUACUCUGAGGCUGUUGGUGGAUAUGAAGCGACAGUUUGCGAGGCACUUGUACGAGAUGAAGUUCCUGGAGAGUGAGGAUCCUGGUGACGAGCGGUCUAACAGGAAUUCUCAUAAUCUCGCGAUGGUUAAGGCCAUUAUCUGUGCCGGAUUGUUUCCAAAUAUUGCUACUGUCAAACAACAUGGCAAUUUUCCGAAGCUCAAAACUGCUGAGCAUGGCCCAGUGGCGAUUCAUCCUAGUAGUAUAAAUGCAAGGGCGAAAAGCUUUCCCUCACCCUUCAUUACGUACUUCCUCAAGCAAAAGUCUACGGCUAUUCAUUUGCACGAUACAACGUGUGUUAAUGAAGCAGCACUAAUUUUUGCUUCCCCCAAUAGCUCUAUCAGGGCUGAAGGCAAGAGGUCUUUGAUUGUAUUGAAUAAAUCUACCUCGUUUCUGUGCAAACCCGAGACUGCGGGACUCAUUCAGGAGCUCAAGGAGGAGAUGGAUAAAUUGCUGGAGCACAAGAUCACGCAUCCUGGGACUAUUAAGGAGCAAUCGCAGGAGGAUACUGUGAUAAGGGCGAUUAUUGCACUUAUUUCGGAUGAUGAUGCUAGUGUGGAUUUGGAUAUUGGGAGGUAUCGUCGUACUGAUUAUUGAUCUCGGACCCGUUCGAUUGAUGAGAACAGUAACGGGGAAGUGAGGGGUUGAUUUCAUGUGGAGAUUAAGUGAAGAGAAAGUUUAAAGUGAAUCUAAUCGUUGAAUGUCGAGUUGUCUCUGUGGCGAAUGUUUCUUAGCGUAAAUAUAAGCCGAAUUUCUAUUGGGAAAUGUCCUCCCAGAAUUAAUCGUUUCGAAGAUAAAGAGAUCGUUGAUAGAGAUGACAAAAUUGAUUGGUCAAUUUCUAAUUGGCGAUUAGGGUAUUACGUUUUUCGGAGGAUAUUUCACAAUUUUGGCUCUCUCUUUUGAAUGCCUGAAUGUUUACGGAAAAUUGAAAUAGAAAUUUUCCACGUAGGAAAUGAAAAAAUGAAUAAGUGUAAAAUCGUUAUGUUGAAAAAUAAAUAAACAGUCGUUUAAUAUA